UAACAACCUAGCAAAAAAGCACCCAAAGCAGGCGGGGGUUCAAUUCACCAAAUUCCCGCCACAGUCGCGUGAAGCUUCUACAGCAAUCCUAACCCAAAUCCAUCUUUAUUCCUCUGAGUAAACCUCCUCUAUAGUCUCUUCUCCCAAAACCCAUAGCAAAAUUAAACCCACUGAACACUUACCACCGCUAGAAUCAAACGAAUCAGUACUCUCUGGUGCUGAAAUGGAGAGAAGGAGAGGUAUUAGAAGCCGACAAACCACUAAUAUCAGUGAUACUUCAGUGAAUAACAAUGGUGUUUGCAGUUCCGAAACUGGUGUUAUGAGGAAGCCAUUGUCGGACGUCAUCAACAACCUCGACAUCAUUCCUACUCAAACUCUUCGCAAGAUAGUAUGUUCGAAUACCAUCUCCCCUUCCGAAGCCCAAUCUAUCUUGCGCAAAUCCCAGGUCCUGAACCCUCGAUUUCCUCAAUUUCCCCCAAUUCCCAAAGCCCAUGUCGUCCCCGACUCCGAUUCCAGGUCCGCCACCAGCAUCGGCUCCUCCAAUUUCAACCCUGCUCCAAUUACUCAACCCAAACAGCCAGUCCCAGUUACCCGUCCUCCUUCCUCUUCAAAGGGUCUCAAACCAACUGGUGAUAAGGUUAAGGAAACCAUAAUAUUCAGUCAUGCAAGGUCUGUGGAGAAUCUUAAGGGACUAGGGAAGACUGACGUUUCUCCCCAUAAUGCCAUGGUUUCUGAAAAGAUGAAGGGCCAAGGAAAAACAACUUCCAUUUUCACCCCUUCUGAAAAGGCGAAGGAUAAAGGGAAGGGCAUUUCCGUACCAUCUGAUUCCACCCCUGCUGUGAAUGAAAGGGAUAAACCUCCUGAGAAGGCCAAGGAUAAAGGGAAGGGCAUUGCCUCACAGUUUUAUUCCACUCCUACUGGGAAUGUAAGGGAUAGACCUCCUGAGAAGUUAAAGGAUAAGGGGAAGGGUAUUGCCAUGCUGUUGGAUUCUGUUCCUGCUAGGAACGUAAGGAGUAGACCUCCAGAGAAUGCAAAGGAUAAAGGGAAGGGUAUUGCCACGCUGCUUGAUUCAGUUCCUUCUAGGAAUGUAAGGAGCAGGCCGCCGGAGAAUGCAAAGGAUAAAGGGAAGGGCAUUGCCACCACUUUUGAUUCUGGUCCUACUGGGAACGUGAGGGAUAAACAGGAAAGAAGUUCUGUGCAUUUCAGUUCUCCAAUUGUUGAGAGAACAUUUGACAAAGGGAAAUCAGUUUAUGUGCCUUGCAUCUCAACUGUGGGAGUGAAGAGAAAAGAUAAAGGAAAGGCAAUUGCUAAUGAAGUACUUGAAGAUGUAGAAGAAUCUACUCCAUUGAUUGCAUACUCCCGGUCAUCAAGAAAAACAAAGGAAAACAGAAGAGAAGAUACUGUUGUCCACAGUUGUCCUCCUCGAGUGCUGGAAACAAGAAACAUAGGGAAAGAACUUGAGCAACAUGGGGAGAGCAAAUCAAAGUCUUGGACAGAUCCACGUCCAAAGGCAAAAAAGAGGAAGUACACAAAGCAACAACCUGUUUCUGACUGGUCCUUACCGGAAGAUUUUGUUAAGGCGCAGAAUGCAUAUUUUGCAGAGAUCGAUGCCUUUGAACUUCCGGUGGAGUCAGCAUCAGAUUCGGAUUAAGAAGAGGAAGAAUGACCCCAGAUUUCUCCUGUAUAGUCAUGCAUAACAUCAAAUGGUAUGAAGCUCUGACCAAUAGCUUGUGAAUUUUGUUAACAGUAGUUGAUCUGUGUAGAGUUAGCCACAUGAUGUGUAUCGGUGUAGUAGUUAUAGAAUCACAGGGGAAGGUUCCCCAAAUUAAAGUAAUAUGUGUUGCAGCUAAUCAGGAAAUAACUUUUUGGCUGUUGAACUGGCACUGUAAUCGAUAUUAGUGAAGAUGUUUUAUCUAAAUAUUUGCGUUCCCUGCUCUGCUGAAUCAUAAAUCAUAACCAGGCAGAACGCCGUGGCUAUUAGGAGAGUUGAAGCAUCUCAAUAAUGAAUUCUGUCACAUGGAUUGGUAGGGUAUCCUUAAUUAGUGAACAGC
Molecule: messenger RNA, 2051 nt
Organism: Oldenlandia corymbosa var. corymbosa
Lineage: Eukaryota; Viridiplantae; Streptophyta; Magnoliopsida; Gentianales; Rubiaceae
Source: the annotation of a GenBank genome assembly